GAAAAGAAACGGAUUAGGAUUCCGCAAAAACACGAGAAUGCGUUGAUGACGUGGCACUUUUCUCUAGAAGCAGCUCCAUUCUUCGAUUGCUCUGUUUCUUUCGUCCUUUAAAGUUUUUUUCGAGAAGAACGAUGAUCGGCCGGAGUAGCUUCGAGGACGAAGAGGUGGACAGAGAGAAUGGCGGCUCAAUACAGAUGGAAGAGCUUCGAGGAGAACGAAGAUCGGCCGGAGAAGCCUCGCCGUUACGGUGUUACGGAGAUGCGAGGUCCUCGUUACUCCGUUCUCAGCCAGAACGUUCUUCAGGAAAUUUUUGAUUCGAUGGGGCAAUUUGUUGAUGGGUUAAAGUUCUCGGGAGGCUCCAACAGUUUAAUCCCAAAAUCAUUCAUCAAACAAGCCAUUAAAAUGGCUCAUGAGCACGAUGUGUAUGUCAGCACUGGAGACUGGGGUGAGCAUGUUCUUCGUAGUGGUCCUUCAGCUUUCAAAGAGUAUGUAGAGGAGUGUAAGCAGUUGGGGUUCGACACUAUUGAGCUGAAUGCAAAUUCGCUUGAGAUUCCGGAGGAAACUCUUCUAAGAUACGUACGUCUGAUCAAGAACGGUGGCCUCAGAGCCAAACCUAUGUUUGCUGUGAAAUUUAAUAAGUCUGAUAUUCCUGGGAAGAAUAGGGCAUUUGGUUCCUAUGUUGUUCCAGAACCUCGCUCAAGCGAGUUUGUUGAGGACAUUGAUCUCUUGAUCAGAAAGGCUGAGAGGUGUUUAGAAGCCGGGGCGGAUACCAUUAUGAUUGAUGCAGAUGAUGUCUGCAAAUACGCAGUUUCUCUCCGAGCAGACAUAAUAGCCAAAGUCAUAGGGCGUCUGGGAAUAGAGAAGACUAUGUUCGAAGCAUCUGAUGCGAAGUUAGCUGAGUGGUUCAUCAAACGUUACGGUCCAAAUGUGAAUCUCUAUGUGGAUCAUUCUCAGAUAAUGGAUCUUGAGUGCCUCCGUGGUCGUCAUCUGGGCAAAGAUCACCAAUCCGUUCUCAGUUCCUCCUACUUCUUGUUUUGAAAUAAUAGCUCUUCCACCACAAAUAAAGCUGUGUGAGUUUCUUAUGUAUUAUGUCGUAUGUGUCUGAUGUUGUGUGCUUCUUUGAUGCUGUAUGAAAGAAAAUGUUUAGGAGAAUAUUGUCAUAGACUCAUAUGGGACAGUGAUCUCCUGAGUCUCUCAGAAUGUAUACAGCCUAGUAAAGUAAUGCACCUAAGGCUUGUUUGUCUCGUAUGAAGAGUUUUCACUGACUGAAACACUUUGAGCAAUCAUUAUCCUUUAAGCUAUGAGUCCAGGACAUCAAUUCUGUAAAUAUUACUUUUACUAUAUUCGUAGAAACUUCUCUGUAAUAUCUUUUGAUAAAUAUAGAAGAGACAUAAAUUUCUAUCAAUAGCCUAAUUUAACUAAAUGCCAAUUCUUACCCAUAAACACUUAAUUUGAAUCUCACCAAAUUAGAUAUUUUUGUUAUCUCUCUCUCUCUCUCUCUCUGCCACCCUAACACAUAUUGUAACCAUAGUUAUCAUAUUGAUAUUCUAAGUUUAGUUUGUGCUUAAUCAUCAGGAUGAUGGCACCCAUUUUCGUGCUUGGUUAUCUUUUUGCUGUUUUUAGUUACAACGUUUAUUUCCUGCAACAUACAAACAGUAUGUGUAUUGGUUGGUUAAUCUGCCAGUUUUUGGAACCAAAGUUAGCUAAACACAAUGGGGAUCUAUCUAUAAAAACAAGAAAAAUCUUGUAGAAUGUUGCCAAAGCUGUUUCUGUCUCAAUAAUAAUAAUAAUAAGAAGGAACAUUUUCAGGGAAGAGUGAGGAAACUCUGAAAAUGGAUCCUUCUUUUAGAUUGUGUUUUCUUGCUGUAGCAUUUGGUUUUGUGUUAAUCAUAAAUGGAAAGCUUAGCUUUGCAACAUCAUCCUACGAGGCCGAUCCUCCACAGCCUUUCAUCCCUGAGCGUGCCGGUUCUGAGUUUGACGAUCCCAGAUUUGUGGCCGGCGGCCCUGCUGGCGAUCCCGGGUUUGGGGCCGGCGGCCCAGCUAUGGCGCCUUUCGGCGCUGACUUUGGUGUUCCCGAGUUUGGUGGUCCCGACUUUGCCGGCAUGAUGGGGCCGGUUCCUGAGCCGCUUUUCGUCCCCGAGUUCCCGGUUUAUAUAUUUUACUUGGGGGAAAAGAAACUGGAUGAUCCUAAGUUGGUGACUCAAUCACAUCUUGAAAUCCUGAAAUCGGUUCUUGGAAGCGAAGAAGCAGCAGAGAAGUCAAUGGUUUACAGUUAUCACCAUGGUUUCUCUGGCUUUGCAGCCAAGCUCAAACCGGCCGAAGCAGAGAUAUUGAAAAAUCAUCCUGAAGUUAUUAUUCUUCUGGAAAACCGAAAACUUGUGAUGCAAACAACGCGAACUUGGGAUUACCUAGGCCUUUUUUCAAACCCAGCUUCUUCUAAAGGUCUUCUACCUGAGACCAACAUGGGAAGUGGUGCUAUCAUCGGCGUUAUCGACUCUGGGAUAUAUCCAGAAGCAGGCGUCUUCGAUGACAAUGGAUACGGACCAAUACCAAAACACUGGAAAGGAGAAUGCGUAUGUGCUGACCAGUUCAGUGCUAAAGAUUGCAACAAGAAGCUUAUCGGAGCCAAAUACUACAUUGAUGGUCUUAAUUCGGAUCUCCAAACAAGUAUCAACAGCACUACAGAAUACUUAUCUCCUAGAGAUCACAACGGCCACGGGACUCAAGUAUCCUCAACUGUAGCUGGUUCUUCCGUCUCUAACGUGACUUUCCCAGGCCUCACGAACGGUUCGAUCAUGAGAGGUGCGGCUCCUAGUGCACAUAUAGCCAUGUACAAAGCGUGUUGGGAUGUUGAAGGAGGAAUGUGUUCAGUUGCUGAUGUAUGGAAAGCUUUCGAUGAAGCCAUUAACGACGGUGUUGAUGUCUUGUCUGUUUCUAUCGGCGGUUUAUCAGAGAUCAAGUCUCUUGAUAUUGAGAUCGACAUCGCGAUUCCAGCAUUACACGCCGUGAACAGAGGCAUUCCUGUUGUUUCACCAGCUGGUAACGGAGGAUCUCGCAGUGCAUCGGUUAUCAACGUUUCUCCAUGGAUUAUAACCGUCGCUGCGACUACUCUUGACCGGUCUCUCACCGCAAUGGUCACACUCGGGAACAAUAAAACGUUGCUGGGUGAGAGUCUGUACGCAGGACCAGAAAUGGACUUUACCGAUGUGAAAUUUAUUGAUGAUCAUUCUAGUGUUGAUGCCAGUCAAAUGAAAGGUAAAGUUGUGAUGUUCUUCGAUACACAGAAGGACGUAGUGCCUACGCCAGACAUUGUUAAGGAAAAUGGUGGUCUCGGUGUCAUUUAUGUGAGAAACCCGAUAGAUCGUAUUGAUUGUCCCGUGAACUUUCCCUGUAUCCAAUUGGAGAUCGACGUUGGAUCCGAGUUAUUCUUCUCCACUGAAACUGCGAGUAGCACACCAAAGGUUAAGAUAAGCACAUACAAGACAAUAAUCAGUGAAGCUGUAGCAACUAAAGUUGGAAAAUCGUCGGCGAGAGGUCCUAGUGCAAUUUCACCCGCCGUUCUUAAGCCGGAUAUAGCAGCACCUGGUGUGACCUUACUAACACCUAGAAUACCAACAGACGAAGACACUAGCGAAUUCGCUUACUCAGGAACAUCAAUGGCAACUCCUGUUGUAGCAGGAAUCGUUGCACUCCUCAAGCGUAUGCAUCCUACUUGGUCUCCUGCUGCAAUCAAAUCAGCUAUUGUCACAACAGCCACGAAAACCGAUCCACACGGUGAGCUUCUAUCUGCAGAUGGAACUAACCAUAAACUAGCUGAUGCAUUCGAUCAUGGAGGAGGUCUUGUGAAUCCGGAGAAAGCCACAGAUCCUGGUCUUGUUUACGACAUGGGAAUCAACGAUUACAUACACUACUUAUGUUCCGAAGCUUUGUACACAGACAAGAGAGUUUCAGCUAUAACCGGAAACGUCACUGAAAAGUGUCCGAGCUCAGGUUCAUCGAUUCUUAACCUUAACUUACCGUCUAUUACCAUCCCCAACGUCAAGGCCGGAAACGUCACGGUGACGCGAACCGUGACAAACGUCGGGAACGUUGAUUCGGUUUACGAGCCUGUGCUCGAGGCUCCGCAGGGAUUCGUCGUCAAGGUUUCGCCGGAGAAGUUAGUGUUUAACAAAGGAAUCAGCAAGGCUACGUUUACGGUGACCGUGUCUUCAGGGUCACACAGAGUGAACACUGCGUUUUUCUUUGGGAGUUUGACUUGGACUGAUGGAGCUCACAAUGUCACAAUCCCAGUUUCUUUGAGGACACGAUUCAUCGAAAAUUAUUUCUUGUAAAUUGUUGUAACCCGAUUAUUAAAUAAGAUUAAUGUUUUCAUGGGAUCCAUUUGUUAGGGGGCGUGGUGAAAAAUCAUACAAUCAGGGAUCAUGAAUAUUGAGAAAAGAAAAUUAGUUUGGUUUUAGUACGGUGUUGCUUUUGUAAAAGAAGAUGCUACCAUGAACAAUAUAUUUUCAAGCUUCCGUUAAUUACCAAACUCUUCAAU
This is a messenger RNA of Thlaspi arvense, 4537 nucleotides long. NCBI's taxonomy places the organism in Eukaryota, Viridiplantae, Streptophyta, Magnoliopsida, Brassicales, Brassicaceae. The record is from the annotation of a GenBank genome assembly.